Molecule: messenger RNA, 843 nt
Organism: Galendromus occidentalis (western predatory mite)
Lineage: Eukaryota; Metazoa; Arthropoda; Arachnida; Mesostigmata; Phytoseiidae
Source: RefSeq, a predicted model, not a curated record
AUGCCUGCAUCAAAUCUGUCGCAAUCGGCCGCAGGGCCUGCAUCAACCUUGAAGAUGCUGGAUGGCCGAUUUAUCCCACAGCUUGGGCUUGGCGUAUACAAGACUCCCGCUGGCGAGACAGCUGAGAUCGUGAGUUAUGCGGCCGAAAUCGGCUAUCGCAUGGUGGACACGGCGUCCUUCUAUCACAAUGAGGAAGGGGUCGGCGCGGCUGUCAAACAACAUAAAAACCUUUUUGUGACAACAAAGCUCUGGAACGACGCCCACGGUGCGGAUGCCGCACGCAAAGCUUUUGAUCACAGCAUGAAGAGGCUGGGCCUUGAUGUGCUCGACCUCUAUCUCAUCCAUUGGCCUGCACCGAAAAACAACCUUUAUGUCGAAACCUGGAAAGCACUGAUCGACCUGAAAAAAGAGGGGCGUGUGCGCUCGAUCGGGGUUUCAAACUUCAAUAUUGAUCACUUAGAGCGGCUUUUGCAGGCAACGGGGGAGGUGCCAGUGAUCAACCAGAUCGAGCUUCACCCGGCUUUUCAGCAAAAGAACUUCGCGCGUUACCAGAAACACGGCAUUUUGACAGAGUCAUGGAGCCCUCUGGGACGCGGCGCAACACUGGACGAUAACGUGAUUAAUGAGGUCGCCCGGAAGCACGAAAAUCCCCCGNUCAGGUGAUUAUUCGCUGGCAUCUGGACUACGGGUCUUGUCGUUAUACCAAAAUCGUCGAACCACCAGCGUCUCAAGGAAAACCUGGGCUUUGACUUUAAGCUCGAUGCGUCUGAUAUGGCCGCUUUUGAAAAGCUUGACCGCCCGGACGGCCGGGUUGGGCCAGACCCCCUCACGGCUGCUUUCUGA